Molecule: messenger RNA, 2305 nt
Organism: Pseudonaja textilis
Lineage: Eukaryota; Metazoa; Chordata; Lepidosauria; Squamata; Elapidae
Source: RefSeq, a predicted model, not a curated record
UAUUUUUUGAUAUAUAUGCUUUAUAUCCCAACAUCGACCCUGGCCACUCUCGGCACCGUACGGGGGAUUAAAAUGCGAAAAUACCAACAUACAACCUCCCGGCAUCUAAGAUUAUAACCCGAUCGGGGAGGGAAUGGAGAAAGGGGGAGCCCUGAGCCAGCCAACUCUCACCUUGAGAUCCAAGCAGGAUGGGGCCAGGAGCUCUGAGAUCUGCCCCUGCCUCUGUCACUCAAGGGGCUUCAAGGUUAUUUCUGGGAAAGAGAAGCCGUUUUUCAGAUGCGGCCACAUUGUGGUUGCGAUCUAAUUCCCUUGUGGCCAGAUAGGAUCCCAAGGCCACUGCACCAUGAAAAGUUCUGCCCUGCCGUAACCUAGUUCAGCCUGCGGCUUCUGAAAACACCGAUGGAAAAGGCCUCAGGGAAGGCAAAAUAGGCUUAUGGUUUAUAUAAGGCAAAGGUGGGGAACUGUGGCCCCUUUAGGACUUAGGAGUUGACUGGCUCAGGAAUUCUGGGACUUAGAAGUCCACAAAUUCCAAAAGGGCCAUCAUUCCCCGUCCCUGACUUAAGGUUUUACAUACUUAUCUUUCAAAACAGAUUUUCCAGAGCUGCCUACAGCUAGCGUAAAGCAAACAUUUUAAAGCAGUCUCUUAACAAGUUAAAUUUAAAACAUUAAAAAGGUUAGUGACAUAAUUUUGAAACCUUUAAUUUUAAAGUUAUUUAAAAUGUUAAAAUCUGUUAAGGGCACCCAAAUUAAAAUCAGGGAACAGGUACAGCAGUAAAAGUUAAGAAUCAAGUGUCCCAGGAGAAUUAAGAUGUCUGCCUGAAAGUCGAGACAGCCGGGGAGGCCAAGCGGGGCUGCUCCACACGAUGAGCCCGGGGUGUGCACACCGAGAGCCGCAUUUCCUUGCUGACCUGCCCACCUUUCGUUUUUCCUCCCUGGGACAGAACCUGUCCCUGCUGUAUCUCCAGCGCUGCAGCCGGAUCCCCAGCAACGCUCUGGUCGACCUGAUACAAAGCUUGCCUUCCCUCAAGAAGCUGGACCUGUCGGACACCCAGUGCAACACUCAGGUCUUGUCGGCCGUGGGUUCCACCUGCCGCCACCUCUGCGAGCUGAACAUCUCCGACUGCAAACGGCUGUCUGCAGACUCCCUUUUCCACCUGGUUUACGACGUCACGGCCAGCUCCUUCUCUUGCCAGGGUCUGCAGGUGCUUUCAGUUGACGGUUUGGAGCCCAGUGGCAAAAGCCGGGACCUGGUCUGGGCCCUGGUUUUUGUUCUGCUGGCCCUUCCCAGCCUCCGGUUCUUAGAAAACGAGUUUGUUUCUGAGGCUCUGCAGGAAAUCCUCGGGCAGCAGUUCGCGGCGGCCCAGAUCGACCCCCGCUUUCCCUCCCUGGAGGAGCUAGCCCGGCGCAGGAUGGCCAUGCGUGCAGACCAGGCCGGCUCCAGGCUCACGUUGCCCCUCAAGGAGCUCCUGGAGGUGGAGGAAACUUUCUUGCCCACGGUUUGUGCCGUGUGCCCACACUUAACCAAAGCCAUCGUCCUCCUGGAUGACGGCUCUGCCUUGAGCCCCGCCUUCUACACCUGGCACACCCUCACCGACCUGACCUUGGACUGCAGCAGGCCCCGGAAUCUGGCAGAGCUUCUGCCGGUGGCGGCCAUCCUCGGCGCCCAGAUGCAGUCCCUCUCCGUCGACGGCUUCUACAUCAGGGAUGAGUUGUCUUUCCACAUGGUGCUCAAUCACUGCCCAAACCUCCAUAAAUUCAGUGCCAGCAUCUUCCUGUCCCUGAGGGGCCAGGGAAGCCCCACCCUGGAGCAGGAUGCUGUUUUGACCCCCCCCAGGUUCUCCCACCUUGUCGAGUUUACCUUGAACCUUUGCCAUUUGCACACUUCCGCACCUUCCCAGCCUAUUCCAAGGUUGAGAGCAAACCUCCUGUCCGUCCUCCAGAACUCCCCCUGCCUGAAGAGUCUGGAGCUGUGCUACCUGCCUUUCUGCCUGGACGAGGUGUUCGAGAAAGUGCUGGAGCCCCGGGGCGCCGCCCUGGUGCACCUCCGUUAUCUCUCUCUGCUGCAGUGCCAGAUCUCCAUCAGCACCAUCCACCUGCUCCUGGCCGCCGACAACCAGCUGAAUUCCCUCCACUUGGACAAAUGCCCAGACAUCUACCGGGGCGACUAUGACGAGCUUCUCCGGAAAGUCAGCCGGGAAGGCCUCGACCUGCACAUCCAGUGGGAGUGAAGGCCCAGGUAGUCCGGUUUCGUUUAUACUGAGGCCAAAGUAUUGGAGCCCCUCUUAAUAAAGUUUGUAUUCUCUCC